AACAAACAAACAAAUGUUAUCCAGAGCGACAUAGCGUAAAUAUGUCUCUCACCUGUAAAGAUAAAAAGAAAUAACUGAAGUUAUUAGGUCAGGUGAUAGCAUGAGAAGUUAAAGUGGCGGUGGUAUACAGACAGGUUAGUUUAGUUUAGUUUUGUUAGCUAGCUCGCUAGUUGUGUGUAAAGAACGACGAUAUUAUAGGAUGUUUGAUCGAAUUUUGUUUCCUUAUAAUUUUCCCUCUCUCUGUUUCUGUAACGGGAAAUGACCGAGAAAAUAUGUUAUAAUUUUUUUUAUUCAUUAAUGAACAUUACACUUAUAGUAGGAGCAGGAAAUAUGAACAUUACGAUUAUAGUAAAGAGCAGGAUAUUGACCGAGCGGUAUAAGGACAUAUCUAAAAUAUUUGAAAUAGUCACCUACUAAGGUAACAUUCAUCCACAGGUGGUUUUGAAGGCACAUAUACUUGAAAGGGAUAGCUUGAACUUCCGCUGGUGACUACAUCGAGGAGACUAAAUUUUGACAACUUUUAAUGUGUUAUUACAUUUAAUUAUCAUCAAAAACGGUAACAAUAAAAACAAAUUAUCGAGAAGAACAAAACACUCCGGAAAUACGCAGCAUUAAAUAGGAUCUUAAGAUUUUAAAUCGUAAAAUUUUUCCAAAGAAAUUUUUAAAAUCUUGUAAAUAAAAACAUGUAAAUAUAUAUAUAUAUACCCGAACGUAUUAAUUUGGAUUUACAGCGUCGUUUUCCGAAGUUAAUUGGUAUUUCUAUUGUGGACUGUGGAAGGAUGGAUACUGUACCAAUAUGUUAUCUUGUUCUUCUUAUGAAAUGAAACUUACCCAAUUAGAUGGCUCUACACUGGAGAAAAACACUAUUUUCUGCAGACAUGGAAUACCAAUGCCUUAAGUAUUCACUGGAUGAAUCUUACUUUUAAUAUAAUAUAUAUUAAUAUAUAUAUAUAUAUAAAUAUAUGUAUAUAUAUUAAUAUAUAUAAAUAUAUAUAUUAAUAUAUUGGUAUAUAUAUUAAUAUAUUGAUAUAUAUAUAUUGUGUAUAUUAUUUAGAUAUUAUAUAUUAUAUUAUAUUAAUAUACAUAUAUAUAUUUUCUUAAUAUUCUAUAUUUCAACCUUUUGUUAACUGAAAUGGAUGGCUUAUGUAUCAGUUAACUAACUGAUUAUCAAAGAUUUUAGAGAAAUUAUUAAAAUUUAAAUAAAUAUUUUUUGUUAUUUAAAUCUAAUUUCAUACUGUUUAGAAAAAAAAAAGGAAGAAAAGGAAAACAGAAAUUGUUAUCAAUGUUAUUUAUCACAAUUUAUUAUAUCUAUUAAUAUUGCCAAUACACACACACACACACACACACACACAUAUAUAUAUAUAUAUAAAGUUGAGUGUGAUAAUUAAAAGAACCCUGAAAAUGGAGCAUUUUGACUUAGUAGCCGAAAUUGCUGUUGUGGAGAAAAUGUCUCCUGUUGAAAGACUGGUCCAUGCUAGAAAGAGACGGGCUUACCAGUUAAAACAAUAUCGACGCUAUGAGAAGAAAAUGGAUAAAGAAUUUGCCAAGAAAAGGAAACCAAAUAGCUACAGUAGUUCUAAGAAAUUGGCAAAACCUUUCAAGAGAGGUGUGGAUUUUGCUGAUAAUAUUAAAUUAUUGGAGGCUGCAGCUCGUAAUGAUAUUGAAGAAGUUCAAGAGCUGCUAAUGAAUAGUGUCAACCCUGAUUUGACUAACGAAGAUGGAUUAACUGCACUUCAUCAGUGUUGUAUUGAUGAAAGUAAGAAGCUGAUGCAACUCCUGCUUGAUUUUGGUGCUAACAUAAAUGCACGCGACAGUGAACUUUGGACACCAAUGCAUGCUGCGGCAACGUGUGGGCACAUUCGUCUGUGUGAGAUUCUCAUACAAUACAAUGCUGACCUCUUGGCUGUGAAUGCUGAUGGUAAUAUGCCAUACGAUAUCUGUGAUGAUGAAGACACCUUGGAUUUGAUAGAAAAUGAAAUGGCGAGAAAAGGAAUCACCCAAGAAGAAAUUGAUGAAACCAGAGAUGCCAAAGAGAGAAAAAUGUAUAACGAUUUGGUGGAAUAUGUAAAGCAAGGCAAGAAUCUGCAGGAUAUUAGGGAUCACAAUGGUGUCACUCCACUCCACAUAGCAGCAGCCAAUGGCUACUUAGAAGUUGCUAAAUAUUUACUCGACCACAAGGUACCUGUGAAUUCCCGUGAUGAUGAAUCCUGGGAACCUAUACAUGCUGCUGCUUGUUGGCAAGAGUCUUUGAUGCUGGAUCUUUUGGUAGAAUACGGCGCUGAUAUAGAUUCAAAAACCAAGAAAAAUGAUACUCCAUUUGACAUCUGUGAUGAUCCUGAUAUCAAACAAAAAAUUCUUGAUAUGAAAGACGAGCAAGAAAAUCAGAAAAGAAGGUCUUCGGGAUCCGUACGUAAGACUAGCCGACCAAAUAACCGUAGCUCCUCUUCUUCCCCUACGAAUUGCUUGCUUACCUCAAACAAUUCCUUCUCGGACAAAGCCUUAUUUCGUGCAUCUUUACGCCGCAGCAGCAUGAGAGGUGAGAAGAGUGCCUUAUUCAUGAAGGAAGCUAAAGAAGAAGCAGCUCAUUUUGGUGUGAUAGACCUAAAUUCUUCCAACCAUAUUGCUGAGGAAGAUGACGAUGAUGAUGAUGAAGAGGAUGACUAUUUAGGUGUGACUAGUGUUGACGACGUAGAACUGAUAAUGGACGAUAUGAAAGAAAACAAUGUUCCCCAGUUGCCUGACUUGGUCUCUCAGAAAUCUUACCAAAAUGGUGACACAACGAAUGAGUGUAAUCGGCUGAAAUCUUCUGACAGUUUCCACUCCAAAAUAUCUGAGGUUGUUCUAAUGACUCAAAAAUCCAGAUCACAAGGAAGAGACUCACCAACUGUUACUUCUUCGUCAAACAGAAACAAACCAACUGUUACAUCUCCGUCAAAUACCCCACGUCAAACACCUCUUACGAAUUCAAAGGAAAGUAUAAAUAGUAGUAGAAAUUCAUUAAAAGACUCAAAGAAAUCAAUUCCUUUAGAGACAAAUAUAGAUCAUGCAAUUAAGCGAGUAGGUCCAACAUCCCCUGAUGUUUCAGCUCUAGCUAAAAGAUUCAACUCAAUGUCUUCUUACACAAAUGAUAGCAAACCUUUGGAAACAGUUCUUGGAAGACCAGUUGCAAAUUCCGGGCUAAAUUCCAACCAAAGUUCUAAAACAUCAUUGAAAGAGAAUAGAAACCCAUCUGCUGAGGUUUCUCAAAGAAAGAAUAACAGUAACAACACUGCUGCCAAUCAGAGUUUGGAGAAUUCUUCAAAUGCCAACUGGACGCUUCAGGUGAAUAAAUCUGCCAGUAAUUCACUUAAACGACAGUCAAAUAACAAAAUGGUUAACGGCGCCGAGUUGAAAGAAAAAUCUUUGUCUCAGUCAAGCAAAAGAGCAGCCCCUGUGAAAACACCUGCUGCUCCAUCGGACGUAUCUCAGAGUAUGAAAGCACCCAUUCCAGCAAGUCGCUCGGCGGCAUCAAAAUCCUCUAAUAUUUCGACACCCACUUUAAGUAACUCACGUUUAAAAGAUGACAGACAUGGUAAUAAUGUGAAGGGUCCAACAAAUUCUGCUGCAGCUUCAAGUAAAGCAUCGAAUUUCGCGACAAGCUCCACCUCGAGACCGAUAGAUGUUCGAAUUCCUUUUAGAAACACUGAUGACAAUGCGAACACUCAGUUCGAGGAAGGUGGAGGGAAGGAUUCCAUGAGAAAAGAAACAGAUUCGAAAUCGGUGCAUCUUGAAGAAAAAUUACCUGCUAACAUUCCAAAUGAGCUAGACAAUUCUUCCAGACCCAUACCUACAUCAGAUACUGAGGGUACACCUGCUGCGGCAAAAGGGUUGCCCCAGCUAGAGCAACGGUAUCCAACAAAUAGAACAGCUGGCUGUACAUUAAGUGAUCUGAAACGUCAAAGACAGGCCAACUACAAUCGCCGUGGUAGCAAUGGGAGUGGAGCUAGUAUGGAGAGGCUUGCGCUGACUGGAGAAAACACCAAGACGAUCUUAUCGAAUUUACCUAGUAAUUCUUCUGUCCAUAUGCAAUCAAACUGGCAGGAAAGGCAUGAUUCUCCAGCGUUAUCCAGCAAAUUUCCAGCUCAUGCUCCCAGUAGUGCUGCCCCGGCCCCGGCUACAAUAGGAAAUUACAGUACUUGGUCAUCUUCUAUGUCAAAUGGAAAUGACACUAUUUCUAAAUACUCAGCACCAUCAACCGUUCAGGUUGUGGGAGAUGAGGAGAAGAAGUGCUGUUGUGUAAUUAUGUAAUUAUAUGGAAACGGGGAAAGAAAAAUGGUAUAAAAAAAAAAAAAAAAAAAAAACCCUAAAAACAGAAAAAAAUUUUUUUUUACUAUUGAAAACAAUGGAAAAGGAAAAAGAAACUGUCUUACUUUGAAUUCCCACCUCACUUUUACUUACACACAUGUACACACAUUUGUUCUUGUACAAAGCAUAAAUAAUAUUCCUCUUGUUUAAUUUGUAAUUUUAUUUUUCUACACCUUAUCUUUAGGCAUCUGAUUAUUCUGUCCCCUAUUUUGACCGCUCUAAGAUUCCUUCAUUAACCGCUUUUUUCCAUUUCUUUUGUAUCCUUUGCACUUCCAAAAAAAAUCCUAAGAGUAUAACAAUAGUAACAAUAAACAAAACACUAGAAAUAUUAUUUCUAUUACAAUGUUCUGCACCUCUUGCAAAAAAAAAAAGGAAAAUAUAAUUAAAAACAACUAUACAUUCUACUAUUUUUAAUCUAUUACAGUCUGUUAGCAAAUUUCUUAGUAUUUAAUUUAUCUAAAACCUAAGUUAAAUUUCGGUCUCCUUAAUUUUUUUUUUUACAUAUUUUAAGGUGAUUCUUGGAUUUCAUUUUCCUGUAUUUUUUGUUUUUUUUUUGAGUGGUUGAAGAUUCCGUGUGUGGAGGUGGGGUUUUGAGUAAAUCAGAAGAGACUAGAGAUUAAAGGAAGAAUUAAUUUUAGGAUGUCCCUCUUCUCAAGUGGAAGCAGUUUUUUUUUUUAUCAAUUGUUGUUAAACUUCUUAAAUCAGUUUGUCUAAUACUUAAGUGUGAUUUAAUUCUUAACAUGUGAAUAACGAACUUCUCUCUGUUUCAUAAUCGAUUAAAUCUUCUAUCAUUUUAAAUUAAGAACAUUUUUAUUUUUGUAAUUCUUUAAUUAAAAUAAACGAUAAAAUUUUU
Octopus bimaculoides (California two-spot octopus) is the source of this 5197-nucleotide messenger RNA. RefSeq lists its product as uncharacterized. NCBI's taxonomy places the organism in Eukaryota, Metazoa, Mollusca, Cephalopoda, Octopoda, Octopodidae. Gene Ontology annotation, molecular function: enzyme inhibitor activity; myosin phosphatase regulator activity; protein binding. Gene Ontology annotation, cellular component: cytoplasm. The record is from RefSeq and is a predicted model, not a curated record.